This is a messenger RNA of Oldenlandia corymbosa var. corymbosa, 3420 nucleotides long. NCBI's taxonomy places the organism in Eukaryota, Viridiplantae, Streptophyta, Magnoliopsida, Gentianales, Rubiaceae. The record is from the annotation of a GenBank genome assembly.
AUGUUCAAUUCAAGAAUUGCAUCCAAAAUAGACGACAUUAAUUCUAGGUUAGAUGUCAUUGUGAAACAACAGAAUGAUUUCAAUUUGAACCUUCAUGACGGAAAUGGAGGCACAUCCAAUAGAUCAGAGAGGAGAAUGCCCACUACUUCCUUGGUGGAACCUCAUGUAUAUGGUCGGUACCAAGAUAGAGAAGAAAUUUUGAAAAUGGUGUUUGAAUCCAGAGAAACAGUACCGGACAAUGUUUCUGUGAUUCCCAUUGUUGGUUUGGAUGGCAUUGGCAAAACCACUCUUGCACAGCUUGUUUAUAAUGAUGAAACUGUUAAGGAAUUCUUUAGUCUUAAAGCUUGGGUGUGUGUUUCCGAAGAAUUUGAUGUAACCACUGUUACAAAGACUAUUUUUGAGGCUGUGACACAAACUAGUGGUGAAUCUAAGGAUUUGAAUACGCUUCAAGUGACUUUACAGGAGAGACUCUCCAAGGAAAAGUUUCUUCUUAUUCUGGAUGAUGUAUGGAAUGAGGAGUAUCACAGCUGGGAUCUCUUGCGUCGUCCUUUUCUAGUAGGACUAACUAGAAGUAAAAUUAUUGUCACAACACGCCACAUUACCGUUGCAAAUAUGGUGCGUUCUAAAUCUAUUCUACCUUACGUUAUGAACACAUUAAAGGCUCGUGAAUGUCUUUCUCUAUUAGCUCAACAUGCCUUGGGAGAAAGAGAUUUCGAUGCUCAUCCUAAUCUCAAAGAGUUAGGUGAGAAAUUGGCAGAUAAAUGUGGAGGCUUGCCUUUGGCAACAAAGGCCCUAGGAGGCAUCUUGCGCUCUAAAAUGAGUCCUAGUGAAUGGGAAGAUGUUCUGUCUAGCAAAUUAUGGGAUUUGCCUAAAGAAGCCAAGAUUCUUCCAGUUCUAAGAUUGAGUUAUUACCACCUUCCUUCUCAUUUGAAACAACUGUUUGCAUAUUGUUCCAUUUUCCCAAAAGACUAUGAGUUUGAUAGGUAUGAAUUGGUAUUGCUCUGGAUGGGGGAAGGUUUUCUGCACCAACCAAAUGGGAGGAAAACAAUAGAAGAGUUUGGUUUUGAAUGUUUCAAAGAGCUAGAAUCCAGGUCAUUUUUCCAAUGCGUUAGUAGAAGCGACUCUUGUUUUGUUAUGCAUGAUCUCAUCAAUGAUUUGGCACAAUUUGUUGCUGGCGGGAUGUGCCGUAGACUGGAUGACAAAUGCAGAAUGUGCAUAUUGCAAUGCUUAAGGGUUCUAUCUUUAAGCGGUUAUUCAAUAAGUGAGCUACCAAGCUCCAUAUGCAGCUUGAUACAUCUUAGAUACCUCAAUCUCUCUGGCACAGCAAUCACAUCAUUGCCUGAAACUCUUGGGAAUCUUUACAAUUUGCAAUCGUUAUCAUUGAGAAACUGCCGCAUUAUCACUAAGCUUCCAGAAACUCUAGGAGACUUGGUGAACCUUCGCCAUCUGGACAAUGCUAACACUGAUCAGCUGAAGGAAAUGCCUGUGGGAAUAGGUAAGUUGGAAAGUUUACAGACUUUACCAAAGAUAGUUGUGGGGGAAUAUGGUGGGUUGUGCCUAUCUGAAUUGAAGAACCUUACCCUUUUGCAAGGUGUAGUUAGCAUCGUUGAAUUGCACAAUGUAGCCAGUAUCCAGGAAGCAAAAGAGGCAAAUUUAGAGCAAAAGACAGGCCUCAGCGAAGUACAGUUGAUCUGGAGUGACAGUAGAGGUGAUUCUCGAGAUGAAAUCCUGGAAUUCACUGUGCUUGAAAAGCUACAACCUCAUAGAAACUUGCAAACACUAAAGGUUGAUUAUUUUGGAGGCAUGAAGUUUCCUACUUGGAUUGGUGAUCCACUGUUCCUUAAACUAGACAGCAUAAGCCUCACUAAUUGUGCUAAAUGCACAUCUCUACCACCUCUCGGACAGCUCCCGAAGCUUAAACACCUAAGAAUCGGUGGCAUGCCAGGUGUUAAACGCAUUGGAGAUGAGUUUUUCAUGUUUAAUUAUCCUCUGGAACGUCCAUUUCCAUGUCUGGAGACUUUGAGGUUUGAGUGCAUGCCUGAGUGGGAGGAAUGGUUUUGUGGUACUGGAUAUCAGAAGCUUGAAUUUCAGUUCCCUCAUCUUCAUCAGCUUACCAUGUAUAAGUGUCAGAAACUGGAGAGAGUCUCAUCUUUGAGUCUUCCUCUUCUUCAUGGAUUAGAUCUUCAAGAAUGCAACAAAGGGAUACUAAAUAGUUUCAAUCAUAUGACCUCACUAACGUAUUUGAAGGUAGAAUCAGUUACAGGGUUGUCAUGUCUUUCAAGAGAAUUUAUGCAAUAUGCUCAAAAGCUUGAAGCCUUAGAAAUUUGUAACUGCGAAGAAAUGAUCGUAUUGUGGGGAAAUGGUUUGUCCACACAGAGUCUUACAUGCCUAAAACGGCUGGUCAUAGCAGACUGUACAAGUAUUGUCUCCUUGGGAAAUGUGGAUCAACCACUGCCAACUAAUCUUGAAGUCCUGGAAAUAUUUCGUUGUGCAAGUUUGAAUUCCUUGCCUGUGGAACUGAAUACUGGUAUCCCGCCUAUGCUUCGACGCCUCGAGAUACAAGGAUGCAAUGCCCUAAAUUCCCUUCCAAAUGGCUUGUCUAAUCUGGAAAGGUUAGAGCUCAGAGAUUGCUCCUCAUUGAGAGCCUGGUCAGCAGAAAACUUUCCAAGUACAUUCAAGAAAAUUGUCAUAAAAAAUGUUGAGCAUCUAGAUUCAGUUUCAGAGGAAAGUUUUGAGCCGAACAAAGUUAUGUCUCUUGAAGAACUUCAUGUUUCGAAUUGGGAAAAUGUUGGUACUUUACUUCAGUGCAUACACCGUUUCUCCCUACUAGCUGAACUAUACGUAUCUCAGUGUGAAACCUUGGAGUCUUUUCCAGAGCAAGGAUUGCCCACACCAAAUCUGAGGAUCCUUUCUAUUGAAUAUUGUCCACAACUCAAAUCUACACCCUCCCAGAUUCACCGAAUUUCAUCUCUUGUUUCAUUGGAAAUCAGAAGUUGCCCAAAGCUCGAGACUUUUCCCAAAGGUGACUUGCCUUCAAGUCUAACUUCACUUCGGAUCUGGGACUCAAGAAAACUCAAGCCCCUGCCUGAAUGGCAACUUGACAGGCUCACAUCAAGAUUUUCUCUUGCAAGAUUUCCAAGUCUCAAAUAUCUCUCAAAAGUUCUUGAUACGUUAACCUCCCUGCAACAUCUCUCUGUCAUGAACUGUCCUAAACUUCAGACCCUGCCUUGCAAAGGUAUACUCGACGGACUUUGGCAUCUUGAGAUUAGCAAUUGUAAGGAACUGAAAGGUCGAUGCAUGAAAGAUAAAGGUGAAUAUUGGCAGAUGAUUGCUGACAUUCCCUGCGUGGAGAUAGAUGAUUCAAUGUUUGGCGCAUUUGCACUGCUUGCCCUUUUGCAAUGGUGGCCUGAGGCUACGUAA